CGCUCAUCAGGUUGCAUGCAUUUUGCAGUUUUGCUACAUUUUGUUUUCAAACUUUUAGUAAGAACAGAAAAAUUCCAGUUAUGGGUAAUGUUAUUAAGAGACGUGCCAGAGAUUACGAUAAUUAUUCCACUCCAGAAAUUUGUGAAUUAACUUUUGAUGAGAUUGAUCUUAUUCAGAGAACUUGGAAGGUUCCAGCAAUUAAGCAACAUGAUACAGCCGAAAAGAUAUUUUAUACCUAUUUGGAAAAGUUUCCAGACAACCAACAGGUUUUUCAAGCUUUCAGAAAUACGCCAUUAUUGAUGCUUAAGGGGACGCCUGGAUUCAGAGCUCAUGCCUCACGGAUAUUCAACGUUUUCUCUAGUGUUAUUGAUGCUCUUGACAAAGACCCAGAGUUUAUUGCAAUUAAGAAAAUUGUUGCUGAUGUCGGUAGAUCUCACGCAAAACGACAAAUAAAGAAGCGCUCAUAUGUUGAACUAAGAAUCGUAAUAUUAGACUCGUUGACAGACAUGUGUAAACUUGAUGAUGACGGUAUUGUAGCAUGGAGUAAGCUACUCGAUAUCAUCUACCAUGUUUUAUUUGAGUGCAUUGAUGGCAACGACUAUCAGUUUUCCCAAUAGCUAUACAUUAACUCAUCAACAAUAUAAAUCGUUCAUCGUUUGCAAGACAUGCUGCAUUGGAAAUUAUAUGCUUUUGUUGCUUAAAAUUCGUAAAGCUUAACGAA
Chironomus riparius is the source of this 721-nucleotide messenger RNA. The record is from the annotation of a GenBank genome assembly. NCBI's taxonomy places the organism in Eukaryota, Metazoa, Arthropoda, Insecta, Diptera, Chironomidae.